This is a messenger RNA of Didymella exigua CBS 183.55, 590 nucleotides long. RefSeq lists its product as uncharacterized. Bases 99 to 458 code for a protein of 119 amino acids. The transcript has a single exon. The record is from RefSeq and is a predicted model, not a curated record. Lineage: Eukaryota; Fungi; Ascomycota; Dothideomycetes; Pleosporales; Didymellaceae.
CUUGCGUGUGCUGCACGUCGGAAUGCAUGCUGCUCACAUGCGACUUGUAGAUCCGCAAGCGUGCGCAUUCCCACUCCUCAAUCUUAUCUAAACCUUUUAUGCCAUCAGACUCCAUCUCGCCCACCCCUUCCCUCUAUCCCUUAUCCUCGCCGUCCACUCCGCCCCCAACCGACCCCAUCUCCCAUCACAUCCAUCUACUAACACACUCUACUCACCUCGCAUCACCUACCACGUGCACCUCUCUCACCAUACAGCCUCCCACCCCGCCAGAAUGCAACUCCUCCGCACAAGCGGGCACUUGCAUCCCCCAACGCACGCCGGCGUCGUGCAUUGUGUGCUCAACCCUCCGCACGCAGGACAACAGAUGCACAAGCCGAUACAGCGAAGAAGACUUACACACUGCACCAGCCCUGCACACGCGGCGGGGCGAGACAAGCGUCCACGGCAGGGUGGGGUGAAGUAGUUUGUAUACCCAGCCAGGCCGCCACCAAUUCCCCCGCCGUUGUUGAUGGAGCUGGAAGCGCAAGGUUGGGGUUGCGUGGGUCUGUAUAUCAGGGUCCGACCGAGACGGGGCGAGAUACCUUUGUACG